Lodderomyces elongisporus is the source of this 1284-nucleotide messenger RNA. RefSeq lists its product as uncharacterized. Bases 1 to 1284 code for a protein of 427 amino acids. The record is from RefSeq and is a predicted model, not a curated record. The transcript has a single exon. Gene Ontology annotation, molecular function: RNA binding; pseudouridine synthase activity. NCBI's taxonomy places the organism in Eukaryota, Fungi, Ascomycota, Pichiomycetes, Serinales, Debaryomycetaceae. Gene Ontology annotation, biological process: enzyme-directed rRNA pseudouridine synthesis.
AUGCCUAAGUACGAGUUCAGAAAUGGCUUCAGAAGUGUACUACCGUAUUACACAACUCACAAUACUCACGUAAAGAAGAGGUGGGUAGGAAAAACUUUACUUGAUGUUUACCAGCGUGAGCUUGGAGAGGCUAAAGAUGUGGUGAUCAAUGAUAUCAUUAAUGAAAAAUUGUAUAUAUCGGAUAACGUGGGCACAACAAAACCUACUCAAGUGAUAAAGGGUAUCGAGGUCCUAUCGGAGAGAAAAAUCCAGGAAAAAGAUGUAAUUACCUGUACUCAACACAGACAUGAACCCAAAAUCGUUUGGCCGGAAAAUCCAAUCAGUGUGGUGUUUGAAGAUGAUGAUAUAAUUGUGAUUGAUAAACCAUCUGGGAUUCCUGUACAUCCUACUGGAAGCUACAUGUUCAACUCCUUGUCAGAAAUUGUGAAAGAAAUGUUCAACUUUGACAAUAUUUGGACUUGCCACAGACUUGACAAAGUCACGAGCGGUGUAGUAAUCUUGUGCAAGAAUAGGGAUGCAGCAGUCAAGUUUCUGAAUAUUUUGCUAGAAAAGUCAGAUAAAGUAAAGAAAAUAUACCUUGCUAGAGUUAAUGGGAAGUUCCCUGAUGGUGUUUAUCGCUAUACAUGUCCCAUAUUGGCUGUGAAUAUGAACGGGUAUAUCCAGCCGAGCAACCUCGAAAGUCUUCUGACACUAACUUCAACAAUAUUCGAAAGAGUCAACUUUGAUUCGCUGUCAAACACCUCAAUAGUCAGAUGUCAGCCCAUAUCGGGAAAAUUUCAUCAAAUCAGAAUACACUUGCGCAACUUGGGAUUCCCCAUCUCAAAUGAUUUGUUUUAUAAAACACAAGAUGUUCCUUUGGACACCUAUCUGAUGAAAAACGAACUAGAAAGUGAUUUGUACAGAAUAAUUUUUGAAAAAUACCCACAUUUUGCAAAAUUGCAACCAUGGCGGGUUGAAUCAAAAUAUAACGUUGGCCAGAAAUACCAGCAAGACGAAUUUUACGAACAAAAACAAACCGACUAUAUCAACAUUAAUAAAACUUUUGGAACACAUUUUGAUGACAUUCACAAACGGUUAGCAAAUUUAAAACAACUUCAAACAGAACGUUUACAAAAUUUAAGGUCUUCAACAUGCAAUGAAUGCGGGCGAAAAUUGUUUGAAGAGGACUAUUCUGCUAAUUCAAACAUUUAUUUACAUGCGCUAAGUUUUGAAUAUGGGGGUAAUACAAAGUUUGAGACUGAUUUGCCACAAUGGGCUUUACCAAACUGGAGUUUGCAUCAGUAA